Messenger RNA from Aspergillus glaucus CBS 516.65, 868 nucleotides. Its product is annotated as HNH endonuclease signature motif containing protein. The transcript has a single exon. The coding region runs from base 229 to 762 and encodes 177 amino acids. Lineage: Eukaryota; Fungi; Ascomycota; Eurotiomycetes; Eurotiales; Aspergillaceae. The record is from RefSeq and is a predicted model, not a curated record.
AUAUCCUUGUUUGUGCCCAUUUCUUAACCACCGCUUUAUAUACUUCAGUUAACCUCCAUAUAGGGCUCAACCGGGAGCGCACUACAUCCAUUGCAACAACAUCCACAGCGGGUGUUAUCAACUCGCAAAGAAACUUAAACAAACAGGAAGUAAAUCGCAACAAAAAAUGCAUUAUCACGAAAGCUAGUCGAUGUACCGAGGCAGCCCAUAUAUGUAUGCCCUUCUUCAAUGGCUGAGCACCUUACAUCCCUAAAAUCGUUGAAAUGGGUGCUUCUGGAAGAAUUCUGGUCCGACGAGGAUAUCCAAUCCUGGCAACAAACGUUGCUCACUCCAUCCAAAAUUGAGAUCCCGCAGAACCUAAUAACCAUGGACAAGACAGUCCACGCGGCCUGGGACAACUACACGUUUGCACUCAAGCAUAUCCAGACUACUCCUGAUCAAAAAACCAUGGAACUCGAGUUUCACUGGCUACACAUCCGCCCUCGUGGAACGGGGCUUAUCUCACUCUUAGAAAUGCCGGACCUACCACCAAAUAACUUUAGCGGUCGAGGGAACUUGAGGUUUUGGGAUUGCCUCACGGAAAGAAAGAUUUGCUCGGGUGAUACAGUCGUCCUUCGAACAGAGGAUCCAGAUAAGUUUCCUCUCCCCAGUGAAGAACUACUCAAAAUGCAGUGGCAUCUAAACAGAGUAGCCGCUCUGUCAGGUGCUUCGGAGGUACUUGAUUUUCAUCGACAGGAAGACAAUCCGUUCACAGUUCAUUGAAGAUCCACGCCCCUUGACUUGAGCAAAUUGUUGGAAGCUCAUCCUAGAUAGAAUUUAUAUGGCAGCUAUCAUGAAGGAAUGGUUUUCUAAAGGUCGUGGAAACUGG